Agrilus planipennis (emerald ash borer) is the source of this 1708-nucleotide messenger RNA. It is a transcript of the gene VhaAC45, whose product is annotated as V-type proton ATPase subunit S1. The transcript is spliced from 8 exons. The record is from RefSeq and is a predicted model, not a curated record. Lineage: Eukaryota; Metazoa; Arthropoda; Insecta; Coleoptera; Buprestidae. Gene Ontology annotation, cellular component: proton-transporting V-type ATPase complex. The coding region runs from base 85 to 1287 and encodes 400 amino acids.
UUAAUUCACGUGAUUUGUUUAUCAGCUGUACUGGUGUACAAGUCUUGUGAUUGUACCUGCUGUAUAGUUGAAGUGCUGUGCAAAAUGAAUCAAAAUACAUUCAUUUCGUUUUUUAUUUUAGUUUCUGUAAUAUUUUUUGUUGUAACUGCAACGAAAAAUGUUGUUCCUGUCUUCUUAUGGGAAAAGAAUAGUAACGUUCCUCUAGUUCCUGCUCUACAACGAAUUAAUGCAAAAAGUUUUGGUAAUAUCCUUUUACAACAUUUUCAUGAAGAUAACCACCUCUUAGUAUUUGUGAAAGAUUCUUUAAGUAAAGAAGAUUUUAAUGCACUGAAAUCUGGAGAUGAAGUAUCAAGAACAAAAUUGGAUACUGUCAAAGAUGAUAAUGCUAUAAGUUAUUUCCCAUUUGUUCUUGAUCCUGUUGAUGCAGUCAAACAAAUUUAUCCUACUGCUCUGGAGAUUCCACUGUCCAAACUUUCAGAUGAUAUUUUAUUAAAUAAUAAGAUCAUUAUUGUAAGAUUGGAUGACCCUCAGAACAAAGAGGAUAAUUCGCAAAACUUUAAGUACCAUGCUUUAAAGGCCUUUGAAACAUAUGAUAAAGUUGCUCAAAGCCAUAAACAUGUAACCGGUAUUCUAACUGCCCUGAGAAGUUCUUGGAUUUCAUCAGAAGAUAAGGCAUUGAACAGAAAAGUAAGGGCUACUGAAGAUGGAGAAGCUGAUACACGUAUUGUAUUUAAAACAAACAAUACUAUUCUCUAUGUGAAUUCUCCCAUAAUUUUUUAUGCUAACGACCAAGUAACAUCCAUCUCAGCCGGCAGUAGUUUUAGUGACCAAGUCAGUAAUAGUACAAUAGUUGCUACAUUAACAGGAAGUGCAACAACUAUAACGUUUUUCUUUGAGUUAAUAAGUGGUUAUUGGUAUUUGAACAAUUUAACAGUUGUUUCUAGUGGUUCAGAAAGUGAUUUAGCUGUUAAAGAUGUUUAUGCCCCAACUGGCUUUUCAUAUGCUUGCAAUAAUUCUGUUUUUUAUGAAUAUACAAAUCAAAAUUACAAUUUAAGUUUACCAGGAUUUCAGAUUCAACCAUUUUUUGGUUCUAAUAAUAGUGGAUCUUUUGGGGAUCCUUACAACUGUGUUGGAUUUACAAGUAUUCCAAUUUGGUCUGGUCUUUUUGUUACAUUUAUUUUAGUCUUAAUAAUGACUUUUGGUCUAAUAUUUAUCUUUGAUAUUAAAACAAUGGACCGUUUUGAUGAUCCUAAAGGGAAAACUAUCACUGUUAAUGUUACAGAGUAAAAUCCCCUACCAUUUCGAAGUAGUAGUCACAGAAUUCAUGUAGAAUUGUUAUUGCCACUUUUGGUGGACCUUUAGGAUUGUGAUAUUGUUUCAAACAGCAUUUUCAGUUAAUUACAUGGAUAUUUCAUUUUUGUAAAUAGAGUAUUACAGUGUUAUAUUAUUUAAAUUAUUAUGUUAAAUAUUGAACUGUAUAAAUUAUUAAUCUAAAAACUUUCAUUAAAAGUGCCCUUAGAUGUUGAAAGGUUGACCGCUAGACAAUAGACUUUCGAAAAGUUUUGCGUGUACAAGUAUUGGACACUUAAUAGUAUUGUUGGCUCUAUAGUACUCCUUGCCUCUUAACCUGUAGACACUUGUUAAAGUAAUUAAAAAGACCUAUUUUGUAAAAUAUACCUCUUAGCGAAAUAAAUUGAUGUAAUAUGUA